Molecule: messenger RNA, 1845 nt
Organism: Penicillium soppii
Lineage: Eukaryota; Fungi; Ascomycota; Eurotiomycetes; Eurotiales; Aspergillaceae
Exons: 10
Coding region: 1-1845 (614 amino acids)
Biological process (GO): transmembrane transport
Cellular component (GO): membrane
Molecular function (GO): myo-inositol:proton symporter activity
Source: RefSeq, a predicted model, not a curated record
AUGGAUGACAAGUUGUCCGCUAACCAUCCCACGUAUAAUGAACAUGUGGGCCCGCUCAAAAAGUCUGAGACUGACGAGGCGAAUGAUUCUGCUACAAUGGACCGACGCCAGGCUACUGCUCUCAAUAUCAUUGUGAACCCCUUAAUGCGUAGCUCCAGGGACCAGACUGUAGUAGAUGCGCGGGCCUUCGCUGAUUCGUCCCACAUGGCCGAGCAUGCUGACAUCUUUGGUCGGGCUGCUCUGAUUGCACGCGAUCCUGAUGCUUUUGCUACAAUUCCCGAGCUGAAUGAAGAGGAACGCGCUGCUCUCACUUAUGAAAGAGAUCAUAAAUGGCAUGGAUCAUUUAUGCUUUGGUACUCGAUUUCUCUUUGUGCCGUCGGGGCCGCUACACAAGGUUGGGAUCAAACGGGAUCGAACGGAGCGAAUUUGUCAUUCCCUCGUGAAUUCAACAUACAUCAUAAGGGAAAGGACGAAUGGAUUGUGGGCAUUGUUAAUUCCAUUAUAUUUUUCACUGCCGGCUUGAUCGGUGCUUUCAUCGUCGAUCCCCUGAAUCACUACCUAGGUCGAAGGGGCGAGAUCUUUCUUACUGCUUGUUGUUUAACUGCAACUCCAAUUGGUUCAGCGUUUGCUAGGUCAUGGCAGGAGCUCUUCGCUGCGCGAUUCAUAAUGGGAAUCGGUAUUGGUGCGAAAAAUGCAACAGUGCCUAUAUACUCUGCUGAGAUGGCUCCGGCUCGAACUCGAGGUGCCCUUGUAAUGUUUUGGCAACUUUGGGUCGUGGCAGGGAUCUUCCUAGGAUUUGCUGCGAAUGUCAUUGUCAAAGACACCGGUGAUAUUGCCUGGCGUCUCCAACUUGGCUCCGCAUUUAUUCCAUCACUUGUCCUUGGAGUUGGUGUGUACUUUUGUCCUGAGUCUCCUCGGUGGCUUAUGAAGCAUGGUAAGUAUGCUGAGGGAUUCAAAUCAAUGUUGCGCUUGCGUGCCCAUCCGAUUAUUGCAGCUAGAGAUUUCUAUUACUCCUAUGUUAUUUAUCAAGAGGAGUUAAAGGAGGCUCGGGGGGCAGGCUAUUUCUCCCGUCUCUGGGAUUGUUUUGCAGUCCCUAGAAUCAGGCGCGCGAACUACGGUGCCUCGACGGUCAUGAUUGCUCAGCAAAUGUGCGGUAUUAACAUUAUCUCUUUCUAUAGCUCUACUAUCUUCACAGAUGCCGAUUACACGGAGGAACAGGCCCUGUACGCGUCUCUUGGCUACGGUGCGAUCCAGGUCCUAGCAACCAUUCCGACCUUGUUCAUUAUCGACACUAAAGGAAGAAGAAACCUUACCUUGAUUACAUUCCCAUUCAUGUGUAUAUUCCUUUUAGCUGCGGGUCUAUCUCUUUUGAACAAGACUGGGAGUCAUGGCUCACAAAUCGGUCCGGUUGCCUUAUUUGUGUAUUUGUUUACGAUCAGUUACUCUCUUGGGGAGGGACCGGUCGCUUUUCAAUACUCAGCUGAGGUAUUCCCUACUAUCCAACGUGAGCAAGGAAUGGCUUGGGCUGUUUGUAUCAACAACACCUUUGCUGGUUUACUCGGUUUAACCUUCCCUCGAAUGCGGACUGUGAUGACUCCUACCGGCGCCUUUGGCUUCUAUGCUGGCCUUAACCUGGUUGCUUGGGCCAUGAUCUUCUGCUUUGUUCGAGAAACAAAACAACUCACCCUAGAAGAGCUAGAUCAGGUCUUUUCUGUUCCUACUAAAUCAUUUAUUCAUCAUGAACUCACUGUCUGGCUUCCUUGGUUCAUCAAGAGACACAUGUUCCGACAAAACAUUACCAAGCCGCCACCAAUCAUCGCGACGGCCAAAGAGGUCGCGUCCUGA